AUGGCCCCAAGCCCGGAUUCUUCUACCCUCACCUUUUUCUUUACAGUUGUUGUCGCCUUUGUGGUGAUCCGCUGGUUCAUCAUUGCAGAAAAUGUAACAGGAGAUAAUCCACCACCAACAGGAUCCGGGACUACUUCUGGCCCGCAAUCUGACACUUCAUCAUCAUCCCCAUCAUCAUCUUCAGGGAACGCUGAGCCUUCCCGUCGUCGUAAUUUGCGCCGAGUUACUGCAGAAGAAGCUUCUGGCAAUUCAUCAUUAUCUGCACCACCAUCAUCGUCUUCUUCUUCUUCUUCUUCAUCAUCAUCUGCACCAUCAUCAUCUGGAACUGGGUAUAUUCCUGCAGAAUCGACUGAGCACCGUAAUCGACGGCCUGUGACUGAGAGUAUGAUUGAGGUUGUUGCAGCCAUGGCUCCUAACUUGGCACGUGAGCAGAUUGAGUAUGAUUUACAGCAGACUGGCAAUAUUGAAUCGACGAUUGAAAAGUAUUUGACUACUGGUAGUCUGCCGUUCCCUCCCAACUAUAAUGUUAUAUCAUCGUCAUCGUCAUCUUUAAAUAAUAAUAAUAAUAAUAAGGGGAAGGGUAAGACUCUUGGGAAAACGUUUGAAAUGAGUGAUUCACAGUUGGAAAAGGAACUCACAGAUCAUAAAAUGAAGUGGAGUACAAGCAAGGAGGAACGCCAAAAAACUCUGGCCAAGCAACGCGAACUUAUGAUGGCCAAGGCCCGCCGGGACUUUAAGAAGCAAGAGGGCAAUUAA
This is a messenger RNA of Magnusiomyces paraingens, 756 nucleotides long. RefSeq lists its product as uncharacterized. The record is from RefSeq and is a predicted model, not a curated record. The transcript has a single exon. Gene Ontology annotation, molecular function: ubiquitin binding. Bases 1 to 756 code for a protein of 251 amino acids. Lineage: Eukaryota; Fungi; Ascomycota; Dipodascomycetes; Dipodascales; Dipodascaceae.